UCUUUAGAUUCAAGGGCUGAACAGAUAACCACAAGGCGGAAAUGCACAGCAGUCACAACGGAAAACUGUAGCCUACGCCCUUGAACGUUAAAAUGCUCUCAAAAAAUAAAAUGGAGCUUGAAACUUGGGAACAACAUGGUCACAGAAAAAGACCAUGUUUUCAGGUGUAUUUUACUAGGCUGUGUCUUGGAAUCAUAUGUUUGCUGGUUGUAUGGUCUUAUAUGUAUAAUGAAAAGAAGAAACCAUCUCCAGCCAGUUUUUUGUGUCAGCACAUUCCAAUCCUCCACAACUCUACAAACACCACAGACAGUGUAUUAAGAAUCCAUUCAGAAGAAUCUUUCAUAAACUCAUUUUACUCUAAAUUAGGAAUCAGUUUAGACAAGUACUCCAAUUUACAGCAGGCUCUCUACUGGGCUGAACCAGACAGAUCUGUCACACAUGUGUCCCUCAGUACUAGUCCAGCCCACUCCACAUUCAUCAUCCAUGACCUGAGAGAGAGCUACCAAAUAGGGGAGGAGCUUUUUGUUAGUGUGCAUGCGAGGGAUUUUAACAACAAACCCAAACGUUAUGGAGGGGACUUCUUUCAAGCCAAGCUGUUCUCGUCUGCAACUAAGGCCAGUGUGUUUGGGGAGGUGGUGGACCUGAACAAUGGUUCCUACUCUUUGCGUUUCUUCCUGCCAUGGGUUGGUGAGGCACAGGUGGCUGUACGUCUUAUCCACUCCAGUGAAGCUGUGCAGGUCCUGAGGUGUCACAGAGACACUGACUCUGACAGAGUGUUUUUCAAUGGAUAUUAUGAGGGGCCAGGACCAAAUGGGAUCAGGCUGAGUGAGGAAGUGAAGUGUAAUGUGAAGUGGGACAAGAAUGGACUGGAGAGGAUGGGAACUGGAGACUGCUGCUGUGAAUACAAGGAUCCCCGUACUGGAGAAACAUGGCGCUGCCAGAAACCCAAAUCCCUGCCAUGCAAUGCCCUUGUGUACCACUCUAUGGGCGGGUAUAUCAACCGCCUGACUAAAGAAGAAAAUAUGCUUAUGAAGCACACCAACAAAUAUAUCAAUGGUGAAAAGAGCAUCAUCAAAAUUCUUCCUUCCAUUGCAUUUGAAAGUAUUGAUGUAAAUGAGAAAUGCCAUCCUGGUUUGCCAACACCAAUUCCAGCUGGCUUUUAUCUGUAUGAUGUGUGGACGUCCUUUGUCUGUAGAACCCAUCAUUUUACAACCCAAAUGACAACACAGUGCCUGAAAGACAAACACAUCUACAUGAUGGGAGACUCUACUCUGAGACAGUGGUUUGAAUUCUUGGUGGAAGCAGUACCAACCCUGAAGCAGAUGAAUCUGCAUGUUCAAUAUCAGGUAGGGCCACUCAUAGCAGUAGAUGUGGAGAACAACAUUGUCUUACAUUGGAGGGCUCACGGUGUUCCUCUGCGGUGUCUAAAAACAUCAGUGGCGAAUCUUCACUACAUCAGUAAUGAGAUUGAUGACCUGGCUGGAGGACCCCACACUGUCAUUGUGUUUAAUCUGGGGCCCCACUUCACCACAUACCCUCUGGAUAUUUUCAUACAUAGAGUGCUGAGGAUUCGCAAAUCUGUACUGGCAUUGUUACAACGGGCACCAGACACUAUCAUCAUAAUAAAGACUGUCAACACUGGCUAUAAGGAUGUGUUUGGCAGUGACUGGUAUUCCUUACAGUUGGACAGAAUUCUACGAUGGGCUUUUCAGGAUGUUAGUGUUUACAUUUUAGAUGUGUGGCAAAUGACAGCCUGUCACUACAGCACAGAGGACAUUCAUCCAGGCCCAAUCAUCAUCAAAAAUGAAAUCGACAUUUUCCUUUCAUUUAUUUGCCCGGAAUGAAUUUACAUUAUUUUGAAAUGGAGGAAUGUAAAGUGUUCAAAAAUAACUUCUAGUGCCAGUGAAAAGCCUGUCACAGGUGUAAGGCUGGCAUCAGGAUGUCUACACCCAGAAGGCUCUGUGAGAGCUAACAUCAUAAAACUCUCACACAGAAGAGCAUCUCCACCUGAGACAACACACCCUACUGAUUAAGGACCAUAAAACGCAAAUCUCACUCAUAUCUGCCACCUCUCUGACCUCAGGUCACUUUCGGGUCACCAAAAACUAAGUUAAGUUAAAACUAACUAGACUUAUUCUGUUCUGUCAUGUAAAAGGUUUUCUGAUCAUACAUGUUUGGUAUCAUACAUGAGGUCUCAGUGCAGCUGGUAAAACGGUCUCAUUCCUUUUCAGCAAAGUCAAAUCACAAGUAAGAUUUAAGAAUUUAGUAAAAUACUGCAUUCUAUCAGGGACAUGCCUCUGCCAGAUCUCUCACAGGGACCAGAUGCUGUAUGCAGAUUAGGUGCAUUCUUUGUAAACAUCAAACGACCUACUAAAUCACAAGUUUCAAAGGUCUACCUUCAAACCCCUAAAUUGUAAAUCAAAUCCUGAAUAACAUCAAACACACACAUCUGAAAUAACAAUAGAAUCGUUUGGUACUUAAGGAGAGAUGACAAAGGAAUCAGGGUGUCUGUAGUCAGAUCUCCCGCACAAUUGCUGUAUAGUUUUUCUCAACCAGGUAUGCAAUUCUUAUUCCUUAUGUUUUGAUAAAUGUUUAAAUUUGACUUAUUAUUGUCUAAUUGGAAUUGAUGAAUGUAUUAUUUUACCUGGUAAAUAAAUUGUUACAUUUGAGUUUA
Molecule: messenger RNA, 2674 nt
Organism: Myxocyprinus asiaticus (Chinese sucker)
Lineage: Eukaryota; Metazoa; Chordata; Actinopteri; Cypriniformes; Catostomidae
Product: NXPE family member 3-like
Exons: 8
Coding region: 93-1844 (583 amino acids)
Source: RefSeq, a predicted model, not a curated record